Esox lucius (northern pike) is the source of this 2568-nucleotide messenger RNA. RefSeq lists its product as uncharacterized. The transcript has 2 exons. Bases 176 to 2143 code for a protein of 655 amino acids. The record is from RefSeq and is a predicted model, not a curated record. NCBI's taxonomy places the organism in Eukaryota, Metazoa, Chordata, Actinopteri, Esociformes, Esocidae. Gene Ontology annotation, molecular function: DNA binding. Gene Ontology annotation, cellular component: nucleus.
CAAAAAAAAUGUUGGUCCCAGCCGCUAGCGUCGCUGUUUCUGUGUCUGCAACCAUCUGAAGAACAGAAGAAAACACGGAAGCAGCGUUGUUGAAUGAAGGAGAUUUGUUUUGAUUUAGCAAAAGGCCCGGUCAGUACUUCAGACAGCUUUAAUACCCAACUCUCACUUAGCUGAAAUGACUAAACUACAGUCUUUGAGUGUGUUCGUUGAUGAGCUUUUAACAGUGGCUGCCGUUGAGAUUUUGGGGGCAGUAGAAAAAGUGAUAGCUGAGUACCAGGAGGAAAUUUCCAGAUCUAAAGAGGAGAAUGACCAGCUACGGAGACUGCUACGGAUCACACCGGAUAUAAAAAUAUCUAGUAUUGACAACCCAAAAUGUUCUCUUGCUAUCUCAGAGGAAGAGGCUACCUCUGUUCAGCACACAUUUGAACAGGAGUGGAGCUCCGAUCAUGGGGCAGAGGACACAAAACCCAUACGGAUUAAAGAGGAAGUCGGAACCACUCACGAGGUGGUACUACCUCAACGGCUGGAGGCUGACAUAAUCGAGUUUACAUUCACCCCUUGGCUGAAAAGUGAUUCUGAUCAGGAGGACCCACUUCCGUCCUCGACUGUUUCCCAAACCAAGCCUGUAGAGAACAGAGAACCUGACUCCAAACCAUUGGUUUUCAACACUUUAACUCACCUAGACACUCCCUGUCACUUUUCUCUAGAUAAUGCUUUAAGCCACAGCUCAGCAACAAGCAGCAGUCCAGUAGAGUCUGACAUAAACCCACUUUUGGAUCCCAACCCAUCAGUGAAGAAAAUCACCACCAUGAAUAAAAAAACGAAAAUACUCUCCACAUCCAGAGUUAAGGUCCGAGACCCUGACAGAGGUUUGUUUCACCCACAGACAUUUGAGAGAGCCGCCCAUGAUGUGCUGGUAGGUGGCCAGUCAAUUAGGAGCGCUGCAAAAGCACAUGGUUUGUGCCACGUCACUCUAUUUAGAUAUUGUCGGAGGAAAAAGGACAGCUGUAAUGCGGGGGUGCCAGCUUACAGGGCUCACAACAGAGUCUUUAGUGACGAGCAGGAGAAGACUCUGAUGCAGUACCUGUUGAGGGCUUCAGAUAUUUUCUAUGGCUUAAGUCCUAAAGAGGUGCGUAGACUUGCAUACCAGCUGGCCCAACACUACAGCUGCAAGUUUCCUGAUACCUGGGACACCAAGGAGAUGGCGGGGAAAGACUGGUUCAACUCCUUCCUUAAAAGGCACCCUGACUUCUCCAUUCGGCCUCAAGCCACCAGUCUGCAGAGGGCGAGAAGUUUCAAUGUAACGAACGUGUCACAGUUCUUUGACAACCUUUCUGCUAUUCAGGGCCGACACAACUUUGAGGCCAAAGACAUGUGGAACAUGGAUGAAACUAGCACCACGGCAGUCCAAGUGAUGGAGAAAUCCUCUGCCUACCAAGGGAGGGAGCUGGUCGAAGCAAUGACAUCGGCAGAAAGAGGGACAUUGGUGACUAUGGCGUUGGCAGUCAAUGCUCAGGGAGACAGCAUUCCACCUCACUUCAUCUUACCCGGCGAGAAGGUCUUGGAUCACUUCCUUUCUGACAGGCCUGCGGGCUGCGUGGUGACCUCAAGUGCCUCUGGAUGGAUGCAGGAGAAUGACUUCCUGACCUUCUUACAGCAUUUUGUCAAAUAUACCCAGGCGUCCACACAGUGCCCGCGGCUGCUGCUCCUGGAUAAUCACGCCUCUCACCUCUGCCUCCGGGGCAUUGACUACUGCCAAGCAAACGGGGUUGUGCUGCUCUCCUUCCCUCCUCAUUGUUCCCACAAGUUGCAGCCCCUGGAGAGGAGUGUGUACGGCCCCUUGAGGAGAUGCACCAACAGGGCCAUUGAUUGCUGGAUGAAUACGCACCUUGGGGAAACGCUCUCCAUUCACCUCAUACCUGGACUCAUGGCCAACGCCCUGGCAUCCUCGGCAACACCAGCCAACAUCAUGGACGGCUUUCGCUGUACUGGUAUAUGGCCUUUAAACCCUGCUAUCUUUGUGACAGAUAGACCUGACUCCGUUGUAGAGGAGCCAGCUGCAGGAGCAGAGGCCCAGCCCAGAGUGGAGGUCUACACAAGUCCUGCAGGGCAUUUUGUCUCUUCUAGGCAGGCGAAGGUUUAAGCCCAAUGCAUCUGUGGGGAUCAUCACUCUAUCCCAUGUCCAUCUGUAUCUAAUGAUCUCUUCUGUGAUGCUGCUCCAAGUUAGUCUAUACACUGACUUGCACAGGACAGAGACAGUUAAAUUGGUUCUGUGGAAAAAUCUUCAGACUGAAGGAUUACAGGAAUACACUUUAGAUACACUCACAUUUCAGAAAAACAAUGGCCCAGCCCUGAUUGCGGAAAAGCUUCAGCCAUGAAGUCAAUCUAACUGUUCACUGAACUAAACAGGAGACAACAUUUUAGCUGUGGAUGACAGAAAGUGAUGCUUUAGACAAAAGUACAUCAUAUACAAAGAGAGCAUACACUAGCUUUCAAAUGUUUGGUGUCAUUUAGGAAUGUCCUUGUUUUCCAUGAAAACAUACAUUAGUUUGAAUAGGAUAUGUAGUC